Oldenlandia corymbosa var. corymbosa is the source of this 1131-nucleotide messenger RNA. The record is from the annotation of a GenBank genome assembly. Lineage: Eukaryota; Viridiplantae; Streptophyta; Magnoliopsida; Gentianales; Rubiaceae.
AUGGAUGAUCUGCCGCAGGAAAUUGUGGGGGACAUCCUGUUGAGGUUGCCGGUGGAAUCGCUGAUGAGGCUUUGCUGUGUAAGUAAGAAGCUGAAUGAAUUCAUCAAAAGUUCUUAUUUUGUUGAUUUGCACUCUACUAUUGACCGAUACCGCGUGCUCCUCCUCAAAGGGCGGCGCAGGCGGCGCCGGUGGUGGAAUUUUGAUGAUACUAAUUUUGUGAAGAGGAUGAUUUAUUUGUGCAAUCCCACCACCAGGAAAUUCAUGGCUCUCCCUGAUUCCAGUUUUUCUUCUAAUUAUGCAAUCACUCAUGGGGUCGGUUUUGGUUUUGAUGCUUCUAGUGACAAUUAUUAUGUGAUUAGGUUAGUUUGGUUCCUCGGGGCCUUGAAACUUGAUGCUUCAACCAUUCACCAUGAUUUUGAGAUCUCCAGUUUGCUUACCGAUAAGCCAAUAUCAUUAAGUCAGGAGGAACUGGGUUCAUUCUCAUCAUCUGAUCAAGGGAUAUUUGCUCAGGGUUGGCCAACCGUAGGUGCUGAAAUGUAUAGUUUGAAUACCAAUUCUUGGAGGAAACUUGAUGUAGUUUUACCUCAUAUUGAUGAGCGGAACAGUGCUGCUGUUCUUGAGGGAAGGUACUUCCAUUGGUGCACCAGGUCUCGUAGUAUUCUUUGCUUUGAUGUGACGAGUUUGGGAUUUCGUCAAAUGGUUAUACCUAGAGAUGCCCCGUCAGAGGUUGACAGGGUCACCUCCACAUGGAAUGUUGGCGUGUUGUAUGAUUCCCUUGCGUUUUUGUUCUUGUCGGGUAUGAAUGUCGAGGUGUGGAUGAUGGAGGGCUAUGGGAAUAGGAACGGGAUGGAAGAGGGUUGGGUGAAGAGAUACUCGAUAGGAUGUCCUAUGCCGAGUAUUAGUAUUCCUUCUAUAUCGUGCUGGAAUGAUGGGAAGCUUUUCAUAGUAGCGAGCAAUGAAGAGUUGAUUUCCUACCAUCUGAAGGAUGACGGUAGCAACCGUGGUAGAGUGAUUAAGGAAUACGGUUCCAUCUGCCGAGCUCCUAAUUAUUCGCUGUCAUACUUAGUUUACCGGGAAAGUUUGGUUUCUCUUGACAGAGGACAUGCUGGUACACCGUGGCGCAAUAUGUGA